CUAUGUAAAUAUCUGAAAUGAACCCUUGGAUUAUCCUCUUGUAACAUCUUACAGAGCUGAAAUCAAAAUGAGAGUUGGAGGAUCUACACCAGCGUUUUUCAACUUUUUUACUCAAAAGGAACCCUUGUAAUAAUUUUCAGGCCUCAAGGAACCCCUGCUAAGAUUAGUCCAUUGGUGGUGAUUGGGAGAAAGCCCCUUACAUUGGUGAUGGUCACCAAGGAGAAUACUCCCCAGGGGCGGACUGACCAUUUGGAAACUCGGGCACUGCCCGAGGGCCCGGGGUCAGUAGGGGGCCCUAUGAGAUGCCCCUGGUACCUUUUUCAUAGGCUUUUUCGAGUUUGGGCAAGGACACAGGGGCCCCAUGAUCCCCUAUUGCCCGGG
Molecule: messenger RNA, 381 nt
Organism: Staurois parvus
Lineage: Eukaryota; Metazoa; Chordata; Amphibia; Anura; Ranidae
Source: the annotation of a GenBank genome assembly